ACACGUGACUUACCAAUACACCAUGAAGCUUGCUGUCGUCAUGAUGCUCGCCCUUGUGGCCACGGCGUUCGCCAUCCGUCUCGAGGAUGUGCCUGCGCUGUCUGUCAAGAACUCGGGUGGUUUCACCGAGGAGGAGACUCUUUCGCUCUUCCGCCAGUUCCAGGACAAGUACGGCGAGGUCUCGCCGUCUGAGAUCGAUCUCCGUCUCAACAACUUUAAGGACACGCUCCGUCGUGUGGCCAAGCAGAACGCGGCACCGGGCAACACUGCCGUGUGGGGCGUGACCAAGUUUGCUGCACUUUCGCAGGAGGAGUUUGCCAAGAACUACCUGAUGCGCGACCUGGACAUGGCCAAGGCGCCGAAGCGGACCGAGGGCGCCAAGGUUGCGCCGCUCGAGUCGACUGCACUCCCGUCGUCGUUCACCUGGGUCGGCCACUCGCCGCAGGUUGUCUCGCCGAUCAAGAACCAGGGCCAGUGCGGCUCGUGCUGGGCGUUCUCGGCUACCGAGAACAUCGAGUCGAUCUGGGCGCUGUCGGGCAAGCCGCUUGUGGUCCUUGCGCCGCAGCAGAUUGUCGACUGUGACACGCAGAUGCAGGGCUGCAACGGUGGCUGGCCGGUGAACGCCAUCCAGUACAUUGUCAAGAACGGCCAGGAGCCCGAGGCGGACUACCCGUACACCGCCCGCGACGGCACCUGCCAGUACUCGUCCUCAAGGUGGCCGCCCACGUCACUGGCUGGCGCUGGGCCUCGACCAAGAAGAACGAGACCGAGAUGGCCGCCAACCUCAUGGCAUGGGGCCCGCUCUCCAUCGCCGUCGACGCUUCGUCGUGGCAGACCUACCAGUCCGGCGUCGUCCAGGCCUCGGCCUGCGGCCACCAGAUCGACCACGGUGUCGGUGUUGUCGGCUUUGCCAACAUUGACUCGGCCAACGGCUACUGGAUUGUCCGCAACUCGUGGGGCACCUCGUGGGGCAUGGAGGGCUACAUCCACCUCCAGUAUGGCAAGAACACCUGUGCCGUUGCUGAGUUCCCGGUCACUGCUAUUGCCGACAACAACCCGUCGACCACCUCGUCGGGCAACUCGGGCAACUCGGGCCAUUCCACUGGCGGCACCUCGUCGGGCGGCUCGUCGGGCGGCUCGUCGGGCGGCUCGUCGGGCGGCUCGUCGGGCGGCUCGUCUGGCUACUCGUCUGGCUACUCGUCCGGCUCAGUCUAAGCAUUGAUCCAUUACACACACUCCUUUU
Messenger RNA from Thecamonas trahens ATCC 50062, 1243 nucleotides. RefSeq names its product cruzipain. The transcript has 2 exons. Gene Ontology annotation, molecular function: cysteine-type endopeptidase activity. Gene Ontology annotation, cellular component: lysosome. The record is from RefSeq and is a predicted model, not a curated record. NCBI's taxonomy places the organism in Eukaryota, Apusomonadida, Apusomonadidae. Bases 23 to 1222 code for a protein of 399 amino acids.